Messenger RNA from Anarrhichthys ocellatus (wolf-eel), 6617 nucleotides. RefSeq names its product collagen alpha-1(XVIII) chain-like. Lineage: Eukaryota; Metazoa; Chordata; Actinopteri; Perciformes; Anarhichadidae. The transcript has 43 exons. The record is from RefSeq and is a predicted model, not a curated record. The coding region runs from base 1478 to 5149 and encodes 1223 amino acids. Gene Ontology annotation, cellular component: extracellular matrix.
UCACCCAAUUGACAAGUGUUGAAAAUUGAUUGAAUGUUUAUUGGGAGAGCAGAGCAAAUUGCUGCUUUGUACAGUGCCUUUUUUCUUCUUCUCUUUCUUCUUCAGCCCUUGGUUGAACAAUGCUGUCAUCGCUCAGUCCAUCAGGCAGCACCAGACAUCCCAAACUGGCACUCAGGCCCCCAGAGCUUUCAGCAGCGUCCUUUGACCAGAAUACAAAGAAAAAACAGAUCCGCUUUCAAAUUUGAGAGUUAGUUCAACAUCCAUUCAGCCCCUGAAAACUGUCCGGAUGCUUUUAUUACAUUUAACCAGAAAUGUCUGGUCAUCAUGUGUGUCAUUUGUUCAGGCUUUGGUAUCAAGACUUAAAAAUCUUUUUUGCUGUUUCAGCAGCUUUUUUCCAGUUCAGUUAGCGAGCCCUGAGUAGUGGCGACUAUCAAACAAUGGGAAUUAGGAACUAAAAUGGAAUGAAAUAAUCAGCUGGAUUCUUCUGUUUAUUUGCCAUAAGUGGUCCUGGUAAGAAGCAAUUUGCCUUCUCGAAAACUGCCUCUUCCCUCGUGGUUCAGUGACAAAGUACCCAUAGAAAGUGAAUGAAACUUGUUAUUGUGGGAGAGCUGUAGGCAGUAGUUUUAAUGGAAAAUCAUGGCAGUUAGAAGCAUGUAUCUGGGAAGCAGAACCUGAGAUUAACUGCAGUGAAAUGCUGGUAGAUUUUGUUUGUGGUUUGUCUGGUGAACAAAGAGGUUUCCCUUGAAGGAAGAUUCAGUUUGAAACUAGUCAAUUAUAUUAUGUCAUGCAGUACAAUUUCCUUUUUGGCAUCCUUGAUUGUUAUAAUUUGAUAGUUUCCUGCUCAGAUUUCUUCUUAUCAUAUCAAAUGCCUCUUUCAUUGACUUUUUAACUUGUAUUAAUACAAUACAGUACCAGUCCAUUCUAAAACAGGUUUUUUUAGACGUAAACAAUUUUUAGUUUGAGAGCAAGAAACACCGUUGUUCAAAGUCUCUGCUCACAAACCAGCUUGCAGCUCUCACUGAAGAGUUUUGUCUCCUUUCGUCUGAACAACGCCCUCCCCUUAUCAGCAAACUCUAACAGCUUAGACAAACCUGGCAACAUGGCCAAAGGGAACCCGUUUAAUGUCUUUUUGAUAUCUCUCCCACUGGCAGCAGAUACCAAACAUGAACUCUGGCCCAAUUUCCUCUCAGCAAAUAACACCAACUGGGGAAAUGCGUUGCGUUUGAUUAGUUCUCGAGCAUAACCUGACGGCGAUCACUUCGUAACAAGAACUCCAAUUGUGACUGAAUUUUUUAUCUUUUAUUUCCAUUUGUUUAAUUUUUUUGUUCUUGCCGUUUGCUUUUUCGUCCUAGUUUUUCCUCAUCUCACUCCCAAAGGCAUGUUUUUGAUGGCAUGAUUGUGGACCUGACAGCUCACCCCCGGCCCAAUAUGAAGUCUGCUGAGGAGCUUCACAGCCUUCCAGUGACGUUUUCAACAGAUGAUGCAACAUGCAUCUAACGACCGCGCUUCUCUGGCAGCCUUGGACCUGACGGAGUUGAUCGGCGUCCCCCUCCCUCCCUCCGUCUCCUUUGUUACGGGUUUCGAGGGUUACCCCGCCUACAGCUUCGGCCCGGACGCCAACGUGGGCCGCCUCACAAAGUCCUUCAUCCCCGACCCGUUCUAUCACGACUUCGCCAUCACGGUCACAGCUAAACCCACCACGCGGAGUGGUGGUGUGCUGUUCGCCAUCACAGAUGCUUACCAAAAGAUCGUACACUUAGGUGUAGCGUUGUCCGAGGUGGAGGAUGCUUCCCAGAGAGUCAUAUUGUACUACACCGACCCAGGAACAAGAGGUGGGACCCAGGAAGCAGCUUCCUUCAAAAUGGGAGACCUGACGGGAAGAUGGGCGCGGUUCACCCUGACUGUACAGGGGGCAGAGGUGCGUCUCUACAUGGACUGUGAGGAAUACCACCGAGUGGCGUUCACCAAGAGCCCUCAGCCUCUGACCUUCGAGGCCAGCUCGGGGAUCUUCGUAGGGAACGCUGGGGGUACGGGCCUGCCACGGUUUGUGGGCUCCAUCCAGCAGCUGGUGUUGAAGUCGGAUCCCACGGCCCCAGAUGACCAGUGUGAGGAGGACGAUCCUUAUGCCUCUGGAUACGGGAGCGGUGAUGACGCGUAUGAAGACAUUGAGGGAGUAGACGAAGUGAAGAAGAUUGUGGAGGAGAGAGAGUACACAUUGCCCCUCCCGGAUCUGGACCCCACUUACGGCACCCCAGUCCGAGCUCCGCCCACUGAGAUGUCGCUCAGGGAUGAUGAUGGUGAUGAUGACGUAGACAUAGAGGCGCCUUCUGGACAGGAAGUGGAGAUGACCACAGUAAGAGAGAAAUCAGUUCAGGGUGCUCCAGACUCUGUAUUUGACACUCCCCUCCAGGUGUCUCCAGGACCGAAAGGGGAGCAAGGGGAGCCAGGUCCAGCCGGUCCUCCAGGACCGCCCGGGCCUCCAGGACAAGGCUCAGGAGAUGGUGAGGGAGGGGAGCCGGGACCCCGCGGUCCACAAGGACCACGGGGACCUACAGGUCCACCUGGGCUUUCUGGGAAAGACGGACAGACUGGAGGCAAAGGUGGAACUGGUGUCCCAGGAGCAACUGGGAUUCCAGGAUUCCCAGGACUACAGGGAGAGCCUGGUCCUAUGGGGGAAAAGGGUGAUCGUGGUGUUGGACUACCAGGUCCUCCAGGCCCUCCUGGACCUGCAAGUCGACCAAGCAAGUCUUCCACGUUCCCGGAGGGGUCAGGAUUUGAAGACUUUGACAGUGAUGCCGAGUUCAUCAGGGGGCCUCCAGGGCCUCCCGGCCUCCCGGGACAGCCAGGGCCCCCAGGAGGCCCAUCGGAAGACUUCUUUCCUGGACCACCUGGGGUCCCUGGAAGAAAUGGGAAGGAUGGAGAGAAGGGUGAACCUGGACUGCCUGGAGUUGAUGGAAACGAUGGGGAUCCAGGACCUGCUGGGGAGAACGGAGACACGGGAGAGCGUGGUGCAGGCGGGCAAACAGGAGCAAAGGGAGAUCAGGGCCCUCCAGGGUUUCCAGGCUCAGAGGGACCAGAGGGCCAGCCUGGUCCCAGGGGUUCAUCUGGCCCCCCUGGGCCCCCAGGUCCUCCUGGGAGAGGCUUCACCAUGGGCUUUGAGGACUUGGAAGGAUCUGGGAUGCAGGGUGGUUUUGGAGAUGCUCUGUCCAGAGGCCCACAGGGUCCUCCAGGAACCCCCGGACUUGAAGGACCCAAGGGAAAAGAUGGUUUAGACGGCUCCCCGGGAAAGCCGGGGAUAAAGGGGGAGGCAGGUGUUACAGGACGACCCGGGUUUCCAGGACUGGAGGGACUUAAAGGGGAAGAGGGACCAAAGGGGAACACAGGAGAUCUAGGACAAAAGGGAGAGAAGGGACGGGAUGGGCUCAGUCUACCCGGCCCUCCAGGACCAGCUGGACCAGCAGGACCCAUUAUCAACCUCCAGGAUCUUCUACUGAACGAUACAGAUGGUGCCUUCAACUUCUCAGGGAUCUCUGAAGCUCAGGGACGCGCUGGACCACAGGGUCCAAAGGGAGACAGUGGGUUACCAGGAGUUCAAGGACCUCGAGGACUGAAAGGUGAAAGGGGUGAGUCAGGACUUGCCAUCGCAGCACAGGGAUCCAUCGCAUCAGGCCUGGCUGGACCCAAAGGACUCAAGGGAGAUAACGGUGCAUCCGGACCUGCUGGACUUACAGGGCCUACCGGACCACCAGGACCCAAAGGAGAAUUUGGUUUUCCUGGUAGACCUGGACGUCCAGGCCUGAUGGGACCAAAAGGAGAGAGUGGAGACUCUGCAGCCCUGCCGGGACCUCCUGGCCCCCCGGGGCUGCCAGGCCGUCCAGGAAUAUUCAACUGCCCGAAAGGAACCGUGUUCCCCAUCCCUCCCAGACCCCACUGCAAAAUGCCUCUUAAUCCCAAUGGAACCAUUGCAGUUGGUGACUGUCAGACGGGACCGAAAGGGGAGAGGGGAGAGCAAGGUCUUCCUGGGAUCCCUGCGCCGCCAAACUCUUUUCUUCCCAGGGGAGGCUGGGGGGCAAGAGGUGAGCAGGGCACUAAAGGAGAGAAGGGAGACGAGGGGGAGGCAGGGUUGCCUGGGCAAGCAGGUAACGCCGGAAGACCAGGGCCUGUGGGACCCAAAGGGGAGUCAGUGCUCGGUCCACCAGGCCACCCUGGGGUGCCAGGUUCACCGGGUAUUCCAGGCUAUGGCAGACCAGGACCGGUCGGCGCUCCUGGGCCGCCGGGGCCUCCCGGACCUUCUGAGUCAGCCUCGAGAUACGGCUCAGCUUUGACCAUUGCCGGCCCGCCUGGACCUGCUGGACCUGCUGGACCUGCUGGACCUUCGAGUAACUCGGCAUCUCUGAAAACAUUUGCUUCCCGUGAGAGUAUGAUGCAGCACACCGCCAGGGAUGCAGAGGGGACUCUGAUGUACGUCACGGCCACAGGAAGUCUCUUCCUCAAGGUCUCCCAGGGAUGGAAAGAGAUACAGCUCAGCAGUCUGAUCUACCUCUCCAAUAACAUUGUUCCACAAGAUGAGCCCCGGGCUUCAUAUCAGAUAAGAGGAGACACGAUGGAAAGAAUACGUUCAGUCAACGAAAGGCUCACCCUCGUGGCCUUGAACCAGCCCCACUCAGGCGACAUGAUGGGGCUCGACGUAGCCGACCGGAUGUGUUACGAGCAAGCCAAGGCGAUGGGUUUGGCUCCAAACUACCGCGCCUUCAUUUCUUCCCACAGGCAGGACCUGGUCCACGUGGUCUAUCCCAGUCUCCGGGAAACUCUGCCAGUUACCAACCUCAGGGGGGACGUGAUGUUUAGGAACUGGCGGUCAAUUUUCAACGGCGACGGUGGGCCAUUGGAUGCCAGGAUACCAAUCUACUCAUUCGACGGCCGAGAUGUUUUAGCUGACCCCUUCUGGCCUCAGAAGAGUAUCUGGCACGGCUCCACCAGCGGGGGUCUCCGGGUGGUGGACAAACACUGUGAGACGUGGCGAGCGGACCACAUGUCUGUCAUGGGCCAGUCAUCGAGCCUGACCUCAGGUCUGCUCCUGGGCCAGCAGACGAGGAGCUGUUCCAACCAGCACAUCGUUCUUUGCAUCGAGACCCACAAAAACCUUUAAACCCCCCCCCAUACCACUCCACCAUGCCAGCCACCGUAAACGUUAAACACUCGGGGAAAACAUUUGGUGCUACGUGUAGCAUUUUGUGGUUUUAAAAACAGAGGACCACAUUUAACGCAAUUUCUUUGAUGUUACAGUACAAAUUGCUCUACUCCCUUUUCUGACAUCCCUCCGUGUUAUUUCUGAGGAGCGAGAAUAUUGUUAAGAGGCGGUAACAAAGUCUUGACAACAGCCAAGAUAAAAUCCUGGAAGGUAAACUAACAUAAAUUCAAUACGUUCUUUCCUGUUGUGAAGCAAUCCGGAAGAUUUCUUCUUUUAUUCAACCUGGUGGCACAUAAUGUAAAAUGCAACAUUGAGGCUUAUGGAGGCUGCCAGUCUCCUCGGCAGCAGUUGUACAUGUCCAUGACAAUAAUGCUAACAUCUCAAAGAGAAUGUAGUAAUGAUUCAUUAAUGGUAAAAUGAUACACGAAGCACCUUUAACCUUUACUCAAAGAAAGUUGACUCAUUUGCAACAAGACGCAUCUGUGUCAUUUCACAAGAAUCAAACAAAGCAGCACAAAUGGCUUUUCACCACAUCGUCACCGAGGUGUUUUGUGCUUUGUUGUAUGAGACUGAAGAUGCAACGGCUGCAGGAGUCUGCGCCUGUCCUUAAACGUGGCAGUUUUUCUUGGGGAUUUCCAAAGACUUUUAUGAUGGAAGUAUAAAUAAAUGGCUACUGUCGCUGUUUUGUUUACAGGUUGUCAUGGAGAGUGUUUUAAAAGUUUGUAGAGUUGUUUUAAGGGCAAGAAAUCUGUUUGCGUAACUUACAUAGUCCCUCGUCCAACAGUGGGAAGACCAGACAACCAGUGUUGCCACCAAAGUCAUUUUUGAUGCACUGUACUUUAUUUUGAAAAAAACAUUUUCUAGUUUGUGUUGUAGCUUUUCAUACAUCUUGGUGAUCUCACAUCUUAGCAGCUCUUUCUCUCAAUAGGAUAUUUAAUUUAAAUUCAAUGAUUUAUUUAUACCGUCACAGCACAUAACAUGAAAUCAGAUGAUUAAAGUUAAGAAUGUAAUUUUAGUUUUUUUGUUUGUCAAAUGACUGUUUCUUCUCAAUUUUUGCCUCUUUUCUAUCUUUUUGUACAGUUUUUUUUUUUUUUUACGUUUCUAGAUUUCUGGAUAAUGGUGACAGCAGUCAAAAUUAAAUUCCCCCUAAUGUAGUGAUACAAUUCAAAAGCUAAAUAUUUUCAUCCUGAAAAAAUAAGAAUACCAGAAAAAGAAAUUCCAAGGGGGAAAAGUCACAUGUUUUUGUGUAAAUAUUGGUGCUUUGAUGAAUAAAGUUUUCUCUUUUCAUAAUCUGCUCUUGUUUCAUUCUCAAUUCAGUGCAGAAAAAAACCUCAAAUACCUCUGACUGUAAUAGAACAGUUUACUGUUUGUUCUGCUGGACCAAGUUGGCCCGAAAGAUUAUUUUUGCGAUUAUUUGGUUACAGAG